AUCACCUCCAGUACCCCAGUGCCACAUUUUUUGUCAGGAAAAACUUAGAAAUCUUGGUGGAUAGGAAAGCCAUCACUCAAUUCUAAAUUUUGACAGGGUGAAGUAGAGUUUGAAUUCCUGUUUUACUUGAUCAGAUGAAAAAAAAUGAUGUAUUUGACUUAAAAUCAUUGAUCAAAGCUUGACAUCACUGAUGUGGAUCUCUGCAUGACAUAACGGGGUCAAUAAUGUUUUAUCUGUCGGCUGAUUGCACCCCCUUAUCAAAAACACUGGUAUUUUAGCAGCCAAACCAAACAAGAUUGCGUCGUUAUCUCUUGGCUAUCAAGAUGCCAUCACCCUGAUAACUUGAAAUAAAGUCAGUGGUCACAUGUCUCUGGAAUGAUUCAGUCAUGUACAUGUUUCAUCCGCGCCCUCAGUCCUAUGUCACCCCCGUUUUUCGACAAUUGAAUUUGUCGCCGGUGUAAUAUAGGGCCGAUUCAGUCAGAAUGGAAGUGUUGGAUCUUCGUAAAAGCUCCUCAAAAAGGCAGAUGGACGGUGAUCCUGACGAACUCGCCAAAGAAGUCAACCUCCCACCGGGCAUUCUUGUCCUCAAACAAAAUGGUGACCGAUCUAGCUUUAGCGUUUGUACCACCAUACCGUUACCAAAGGCCAGUAGCUUUGGCCCCUUCAAAAUCAGAGAGGUUGUGGGGGAAGGAGAAAAUGAUAAUAUUAUGACGUUUCCUGGACCAGGCAGUGAAGAGGUGACAGUUGCGAUCGAGACAGAAACAGGCUAUUGGUUACGAUUGGUUCACAUCGCAACCGACGAAAAACCGGAGGAGACAAAUGCGGUAAUCAAUAUUCAAGGUGAUCUAGUCUGCUGUGAAGUGACCAAAGAUAUUCCUCAGGAUACUGAAUUAGUUGCCAUGAUAACCAGGGAAGACAUAGGCCAAGACGAGGGGAGUGAAGAAGAAAUUGAUGUUGCCAUGGAAACGGUAAAUGAUGCUGUUGCUGGGAUACCUACUCCAGACGCGACCCCUGCUGUCCCUCAUCCUCUCAUCUUCGGGUGUCCUCACUGUGGUGUGAGAUUCAGCAGCCCACGGACCCUGCAAGGUCACAUCACAUAUUACUGUUCAAAGAGACCAGUAGAGACAUCUGGCAGUGAGGAGACCAACCAGAUAAGUCCUGGCGAACGGAAGAGAACAGCAUCAAUAGAUUCGAGAGAAGAAGAUGCUACUACUGUCAGAAAACGAUCACGGCAGCCAUCGUCGAGUUCCAGCCAUGAGCGGACGUCCCCCAUGGUGUCACCUGGUGGAUUCAGUAAGCAUUCCUUAUCAAGUCCGCCACUACCGGACACAGAGAAAAUCAAACGUGAGAGACGCCGAACAUAUUCCAACUCUUCUACAGAAGCUGGUUCAAGCGACACAACAAAGAAGAUGGGUUACAAAUGCCCUCAAUGUGCAUAUACAGCAGACAAAAAAAACAGUCUGCACAGCCAUAUGAGGAAUAUGCACAAGGCAUCAAAAGAUGAUGCCACAACUGGAGGGACGAAGAUUGAUGAUCUAGUGACUGCACCAGAUAUGUAUUGUGUGGAGUGUAAGAUCCAGUUUUCAUCGCGAAAGACUUAUCAGGGACACAAGGAGUUCUAUUGUGGUAAACGGCAAAAGCAAGCAAUUCCUGAAGACUUUGAUGACGUUGACAUUGGGAGGUCGGGGUCAUCUUCGGAUGGACAGUCACCAAAUGCUGUGCUGUCCCCUGCUAUGCCACCGGGACCUGUACUGAUUCCUCCAGGCUGUCAUUCCACCAAUGGACAGCCGGUAUCUGCAAUGACGUUACCUGGGUCGCUUGCGUCACAACCGACUGUCAUUUUUACCGGCCCGAUAAUGACCGCACCUGGGCCAGCAGGUCUUGCUUUGACUAUGCCAACAGUGAUCAUGCAGCCACUGUUUUUGCCAAGCUCACUCCAUGGGCACCAUGGGCUAACGUCUGCUCUUGGUAUCCCAGAUGAUAAACCACUCGAUUUAUCAGUUAAAAAGGACAGUCCUGGAACUAAAGUUGACAAUAGUAUGAUAUCGCAUUCUGACUCGCGGGAAAAUUCACCAUUGGAUGAUCAUGACACGCCAACGGACCUGUCAAUCAAGCGGUCACGCAAGGACGGGGAACCUACGGAACUGAGAGACACUGUAAACAAACCAUUGAGAAGUUCACAAUCCCCUGUCAACGAUGGUCACAUCGUAUCCAAUGCUCCGUGCACGCCUUCAGUGAUGGAGGUUGGAGCAGCGGGGACUGUCAACCUGCCACAAAACCUCAGCAUCUGUAGCGAGUGCAACAUCGUUUUCUAUAAACACGAGAAUUUCCUCAUCCAUAAACAAUUCUACUGUUCAGGACGGAAGACCAAGUUGCAAACAGUAGAGGAGCCAGAGUCACCAAGGAAGGCUUCAUCAUCUCACCACCUCAAUGAGAAUUCCAAGCUUGAACAGGGAAAGAGAAAGGUUUCAGAUAGCAGGAGCCCGCCAGCAGCCUGUUCACCUCCACUGAAUGAGCAUGUCCUUCAAUUUUCAUGCACGCCUUGCAAAAUUAAGUUCAGUUCUCUGAGCACUCUGGAGGCGCAUCAGAAGUAUUACUGUCCUUAUCGACCCCAGUUGCCAGAGCUGCGGCUACCGAGCUCUGGAACAGGGACCCCUGUGGAUGGACAAACAUCUGACGAGGAUUCUAACACUGCCAUGCCGCAUGUUUGUCAGAAAUGUGGCAAUGAAUACCCAACAGCAAGACUUUUAAAAGUACAUUUGUGCCAAAGUUCAAAUAAGCCAGGGAUAUGGAAUUUACUGCGUUGUAGUCAGUGCAGUUUCGUCACACAUAAAGAGAGUCAGUACAGCGAUCAUGUUCGCAAGCACAGCUCUGUUAAGGGAUUUAGGUGCUCCCUCUGUGGGUACAAGGGGAAUACUAUUCGAGGGAUGCGCAUGCAUGGAAAAAUGCAUGUGGACAAGGGGGAACCUUUUACAGAUGAUCAUAUGGUUGUUUUGGAUAGCGACGAGUCAAACUGUCAAGACGAUAUAUCAAAUCCAAUCAUCAGUAGCGAUAUAGAGUCAGAGAUUAUGCGUUUGAAAAACGAGCCAUACAAAAGGCGACGAUCACGUUAUAAACGACGGGUGGAAGAAAAUCACCGUGAUCAAAAUUUGAGCAGAGAAUUGCCAAAAACUGAUGCGCUGUUUGUUUGCGGAAUGUGUAAUGCUCCGUUCACAGAUUGCAAUGCCUUGGGGCAGCAUAUGCAGAAACAUUUAGAAGCAAGACCACACAAGUGUUCAUAUUGCGGGUAUUCUACGACUGUGCAAUCGCAUCUAGAAAAACACAUAAAACUUAUUCAUAAAGUAGAGGCAUCUUCUCAUGAAGAUACUGACAAUCCUGUGUGUACUCUUGAAGACAAUGCGAGACAAAACUGUGCUGUGAGUGUCAAAAAAGAAACUGAAUCAGAAUUAGACCAACGCCCAAAGGUUGAGAGUAGUUCUCCUCCUUCACCAUCUGAGAACAAAUCUGAAAUUGUUGCAUCAUUACUUCGAAAAAUCAAACAAGAACCUCGAGAAAUUAACACAAAAAGUGAGAAUGAUUGUGACCAAGAUGUACCAAAGCAAAAUGAAGUGACCCCGCCGGAUAAAGCACCACUUAGUCCUGGGAACCCACCAGAGUCUAACAGAGUCAAGGAAGGUACAUGUAAUAGCCCGAGCCCUGUGAUUGUUAACGGCUCGGGUAAACCUAAUUUCCGCUAUUGUAAUCAUUGUGAUAUUUCCUUUAUGUAUCUGUCUAGCUUUGUCGCGCAUAAGAAGUACUACUGUAAUGCAAGCAUUCGGGAAAAUCUGGCAUCGGAAAAUGAACUUGUAGUGGCAGAGGCCAAAUGAGAUGGCAUUCCCAGAAUGUACACUUUGCACUCUGGUUCCCAAUAGCAGAAUCUAUUCCUAAUAGUAGUUCUUAUUGGUGAUAGCAAAGCUUAUUCCUAAUAGCAACACUUUUCCAGUUGUAAUGAAUGAA
Molecule: messenger RNA, 3996 nt
Organism: Lineus longissimus
Lineage: Eukaryota; Metazoa; Nemertea; Pilidiophora; Heteronemertea; Lineidae
Product: zinc finger protein ZFPM1-like
Exons: 6
Coding region: 483-3866 (1127 amino acids)
Biological process (GO): positive regulation of transcription by RNA polymerase II; cell differentiation; heart development
Cellular component (GO): nucleus
Molecular function (GO): RNA polymerase II-specific DNA-binding transcription factor binding
Source: RefSeq, a predicted model, not a curated record